This is a messenger RNA of Rhagoletis pomonella (apple maggot), 100 nucleotides long. RefSeq lists its product as uncharacterized. Lineage: Eukaryota; Metazoa; Arthropoda; Insecta; Diptera; Tephritidae. Gene Ontology annotation, molecular function: kinesin binding. Gene Ontology annotation, cellular component: non-motile cilium; centriole; ciliary basal body. The record is from RefSeq and is a predicted model, not a curated record. Gene Ontology annotation, biological process: non-motile cilium assembly; intraciliary transport.
CUGAGCAAUAUGAACGCAACGAUAUGCACAUUGAAGCCCUCAACACCUACAGUAUCAUGACUAAGAAUAAAAUGUUUCCUCACGUAAAUCAGUUAAAGUU